Prosopis cineraria is the source of this 3972-nucleotide messenger RNA. Its product is annotated as methionine S-methyltransferase-like. The transcript has 12 exons. The coding region runs from base 79 to 3348 and encodes 1089 amino acids. The record is from RefSeq and is a predicted model, not a curated record. Gene Ontology annotation, biological process: biosynthetic process. Lineage: Eukaryota; Viridiplantae; Streptophyta; Magnoliopsida; Fabales; Fabaceae. Gene Ontology annotation, molecular function: methyltransferase activity; pyridoxal phosphate binding.
CCUCGUUCCUCUCAGCUAAAGCUUCUGCAAUCUCUCUUCUCUGUGAGGAGCUGGGCGCUUCAAUUUAGAAAGAAGGAAAUGGCAACGAAGAAGGAUGUGUGUGGUUCGGUGGACGAGUUUCUGAAGCAGUGUGAGCAUUCCGGUGACGCCGCAUACGGUGCUCUCCGGUCUGUGUUGGAGCGUCUGGAGGAUCCGAAUUCCCGAGUCCGGGCUCGGAUCUUCCUCUCGGAGGUGCAGAAGCGUUUUGGCACCAAGGAGGGGCGCGAUCAAUGCUUUCAGAAGUAUCAUUUUCUGAUCGAAGACAUUAUCUUGGACCAACACGAAGGAUAUCAUGGAAGAAAGAAAUUGACCUCGAUGGUGAUUCCUAGCAUUUUUGUCCCAGAAGACUGGUCCUUUACGUUUUUUGAAGGACUUAAUAGACACCCAGCCUCGGUUUUCAAGGACAGGACUGUGGCUGAGCUGGGCUGUGGAAAUGGAUGGAUAUCCCUUGCCAUGGCUGAGAAGUGGCUGCCUUCAAAGGUUUACGGUCUUGAUAUCAAUCCUAGAGCGGUAAAGAUUUCUUGGAUAAAUUUAUACUUAAAUGCUCUUGAUGAAAAAGGCCAGCCUAUCUACGAUGAAGAGAAGAAAACCUUGCUGGACAGGGUAGAGUUCUAUGAAUCUGAUCUUCUAUCAUAUAUCAGGGAUCAUGAAAUUCAACUUGACAGAAUUGUUGGAUGCAUACCUCAGAUUCUGAAUCCAAAUCCAGAUGCAAUGUCUAAGAUGAUUACGGAAAAUGCAAGCGAGGAAUUCCUUCAUUCAUUAAGUAAUUAUUGUGCACUUCAGGGUUUUGUCGAGGAUCAGUUUGGGUUGGGUUUAAUAGCUAGGGCAGUUGAAGAGGGUAUAGAAGUAAUAAAACCAACUGGAAUUAUGAUUUUUAAUAUGGGAGGCCGCCCAGGCCAAGGAGUUUGCAGCCGCUUGUUUGAACGUCGAGGUUUCCACAUUACAAAGCUUUGGCAGACCAAAAUUACUCAGGCGGGUGACACUGAUAUUACAGCCUUAGUUGAGAUUGAGAAGAACAGUCCUCACCGUUUUGAGUUCUUUAUGGGGCUUUCUGGAGAUCAGCCUAUUUGUGCACGGACAGCAUGGGCUUAUGGAAAGGCAGGUGGUAGCAUUUCUCAUGCUUUAUCAGUUUACAGUUGCCAACUUCAGCAACCUACUAAGGUUAAGAUUAUCUUUGAUUUUCUCAGAAAUGGAUUCCAAGAGAUCAGUAGCUCCUUGGAUUUGUCCUUCAAGGAUGAUUCUGUUGCUGAUGAGAAGAUUCCUUUCCUUGCUCAUCUUGCACAUACUCUUAAAGAGAAUAUGUAUUUUGCCUAUGAGCCACCAGUUGGAAGUAAGCGAUUCCGCAGUCUCAUUGCAGGGUUUAUGAAAACAUAUCACCAUAUUCCUCUUACUGCCAAUAACGUGGUCAUCUUUCCUUCAAGAACCAUAGCAAUUGAGAAUGUUCUUCGCUUGUUCUCUCCUCGCCUUGCAGUUGUUGAUGAACAUCUGACUCGACACCUACCUAGGCAGUGGCUAACAUCGUUAGCACUUGAGGGUACAGAAACUAAUGGUUCCUCAGAGGAUACACUUAUGGUAAUUGAAGCUCCUAGACAGUCAGACUUAAUGAUGGAAUUAAUUAAGAGGUUGAAGCCACAAGUGGUGGUGACUGGGAUUGCUUAUUUUGAGGCAGUUACUAGUUCUGCUUUUGUGCAACUUUUACACACGACACAAGAGAUUGGAUCUCGUCUAUUCAUAGACAUAUCUGAUCACUUUGAGCUAUCCAGCCUCCCAAGAUCCAGUGGGGUCCUGAAGUAUGUUGCAGAAACUUGCCUUCCCUCUCACGUUGCAAUUAUAUGUGGUUUGGUGAAAAAUAAGGUUUAUCCAGAUUUAGAAGUUGCUUUUGUCAUUUCAGAAGAAGAAUCCCUCUUUAAUGCCUUAUCUAAAACUGUAGAACUACAGGAAGGCAAUACUUCAUUGAUUAGCCAACAAUAUUAUGGUUGUAUAUUUCAUGAGCUUACUGCUUUCCAGCUUUUGGACCGACAUCCACCUUCUCAGAGAAAACGUGAAGAUUUCAAAUCAGUUAAUAUGAUAGGAUUUGCUAGUUCAGCCUUAUCUGUCCUGAAUAAUGCUGAGCUGUCAAUUGAUGAGGUGGAGAAUGGGCCUGUAAUCCACAUGGAUGUUGAUUUAAGCUUCUUGCCUACACCAUCUCCAGUCAAGGCUUCUAUCUUCGAAAGUUUUGCAAGGCAAAACAUGGCUGAAUCUGAAACUGACGUCACCCCUAGUAUUAAACAGUUUGUCAGGAGGAACUAUGGUUUCCCAACAGAUAGCAGCACAGACUUUAUAUACGCAGACAAUUCAAGAGCUCUUUUCAAUAAAAUGGUCUUGUGCUGCAUCAAAGAAGGGGGCACUCUCUGUUUUCCUGCUGGAUCAAAUGGGAACUUUGUUUCAGCUGCUAGAUUCUUGAAAGCUAAAAUAAAAAUGAUCCCUACCAAUGUCAGUGAGGGUUUUAAGCUCACAGAAGAUACGCUCACUUGUGUCCUUGAGACUGUAAACAAACCAUGGGUGUAUAUUUCUGGUCCAACAAUCAAUCCAACUGGCUUAGUUUAUAGCAACAGUGAAAUAGGAGAGAUUUUAAGCACUUGUGCUAAAUUUGGGGCAAGAGUUAUACUUGAUACUUCAUUCUCAGGUUUGGAAUUUGACUGUGAUGGCUGGGGUGGAUGGAGUUUAGAGCCAUGUUUGUCAAAGCUGAGUUCUUCGUGCAAACCAUCGUUUUGUGUCUGUCUUUUUGGAGGGUUGUCUCUGAAGAUGCUUAAUAGUGCUCUCAGAUUCGGUUUCCUGAUUCUAAACCAGCAAUUUUUGGUUGAAGCAUUUAAUAAUUUUCCAGGAUUAAGCAAACCUCAUGGUACUAUUAGAUAUGCGAUGAAGAAGUUGCUGGAUCUUGGAGAGCGGAAAGCAACGGACAUGUCAGAUGCUAUCGUUGAACACUCGAGGAAAUUGAAAAGUAGAUCCAAGAUCUUCAAAGAGGAACUUGAGAGAAAUGGCUGGGAUGUGCUUGAAUCCUGUGCUGGUGUUUCUAUUGUAGCCAAGCCCUCAGCUUUUCUCAACAAGACAAUUAAGAUUAAUGAUGCUUCAGGAAAUGGUCCUGGAGAAAUUAAGUUGGAUGACUCUAAUAUCAGGAAUUGCAUUCUCAAAACCACUGGUUUAUGUAUCAACAGUAGCUCAUGGACCGGAAUCCCUGGCUACUGCCGGUUCAGUAUUGCAUUGGAAGAAAAUGAGUUCAAGAGAGCACUGGAUUGCAUUCGGAAGUUUAAAAAACUCGUACUAAACUGAUUACAUGUUUGGCAUACAGAAAAGUGGUUUUUAUAAAGAAAAUGGAGAAUACAUCUAGAAAGAAUAUAAGAUAGGUUCAAUUACCAUUUCCUUUUUAGAAAGCACUUUUCUACCUACCAAACAUGAAACAUUGCAUGAAGUUUUCUGCUAUGGCUAUAAAUCUUAGGUAAUUUUUUGUUCAUGGGGAUUUUAAUUUCUCAAGUACUUGGAAGCCUAUUGAUGAGAUCUUUAAACAUAAAAAAAAUUCAAUAAAAUUACUUGUUUCAUCAGUUUUUAAUGCAAAAGAAAAAAAAGAUUUUUUUUCCUUCCAUACAUCUUAUACUCAAUGUAUGUAUACAAGGGUUUCCAAGUAUGUGAGAAAUUAGGGUAUUCACUGGCCAAUCUCUACUUAAGAUCAAAAGCAGGUAAAUUAGAGGAUAUAUAUCAAUUAUCCAAGAAUUUAAUGGCACAUACCUGAAAAAUUACACUAGAGUUCUUUUCUUUGUUGAAAUACAAAUGAAAUGAACUUCUGAUCCUUACACUAUUAUAUUUGCACAGUUCCAUUUCUUUUGCCCUUUUUUUGUCUGAAUAGAAAUCCUGUCCUUUGUACUGAAACAGUUUGCAAUAAGAAAAAACUUGUGAAAA